Microthlaspi erraticum is the source of this 1005-nucleotide messenger RNA. The record is from the annotation of a GenBank genome assembly. NCBI's taxonomy places the organism in Eukaryota, Viridiplantae, Streptophyta, Magnoliopsida, Brassicales, Brassicaceae.
AUGGAGACUUGCUUAGAGUGCAAGAUACCGACGGAAACGGUGAUUGACCACAGAACCGGCGACACAAUCUGCACAGAGUGUGGCAUCGUCAUCGACCAUCACUUCAUCGAUCUCUCCGAGGAAUGGAGAACUUUCUCCAACGACGAUAGCAGUGACCAAGACCCAAAUCGCGUCGGAGCUCCCUCCAAUCCUCUUCUCAAAUCCGGCGGUCUCAUCACCGUCAUCGAAAAACCUAAAGAUCAACCUUCCUCCGUUUCCAAGAACGAGCUAUACGAGCUGUGUCGCGCGCAGAAUCUCGUCAAGAAUCCGGAGGAAGAUCUGAUCGUGAAAGCCUGCCAGGAAAUCAAGAGAAUGACGGACGAUCUCGGGCUGAUAAACGGCGUCGAGUUUAGGGCUUGCGAGAUUAUCUCGAAAUUCGACGGUGACAACAACAAGAGGUUACGCAGAAAGAAAAACUUGAUCGCUCUCUGCGCGGCCUCUGUUUCAACGGCUUGCCGUGAGCUGAAGCUCUCGAGGACGUUGAAAGAGAUUGCAACGGCGGCGAUCGGUGUGGAUUUGAAGGACAUAAGCAAAGCGAGUAUGGAGAUCAAGCGUCUUCUCGUGGCAGAUGAAGCGCAGGCUGCUUUUUCUGCUCCUCCGGUUAUUUUAAACACAACGGAGCUUGUUCAACGCUUCUGUUCCAAACUCGAUAUAAGCCAGAGAGAGGCGAUGGCGAUUCGAGAAGCGGUCGAGAAAGCUGAGAAUUACGAUAUCCGGAGAAACCCUAAGUCGGUUCUUGCUGCUAUUAUAUUCAUGAUCUCUCAGCUAUCUCGGACCAGAACCAGACCUAUUCGAGAAAUUGGGAUCGUUGCGGAAGUGGUGGAGAAUACGAUAAAGAGGUCCGUCAAGGAUAUGUACCCUUACGCCGUGAAGAUUAUACCCAAAUGGUAUGCUUCUGAAGAAGACAUUAUCAAGAGGUUAGGAGGUAUCGCAAGUUCUUGGGAUUCUUUAAAACGUACAGCAUAA